CAAACCACACACCACCCGAGCCAUCACCAAACAAAGGACACUCCUGCUGAAGAGAGCUGUUAACUAUCCGUUUUCCUAACCAAAAUUGCUAUGGCCAAUGCGUCCCACAACGUUCCAGCACCGCCCCUUCCUGUGGACCCUUCUUGGAAAGAGACAUCUGAUUACGAGACUGCAGAGAGUGAAUAUUCUACCGCUUCACUCACUGAGUCUGUCCGAGCGUAUCGAUACGAAAAUGGGCGUCGAUACCAUGCUUUCAAGGAAGGGCAAGGAGCCUGGUCUCGUAGUUUGGUAUCCUAUCAAGCUAACUUGGAGUAGGAAAUAUCUCAUUCCAAACGACGAAGCUGAACAAGACAGAUUAGAUAUCAUUCAUCACGUCUUUCUCCUUUUGCUUGAUGGCAAGCUGUUUAGAGCUCCUAUUGGCGAUGACAUUCAGAGGAUCUUGGAUGUUGGAACCGGUACGGGAAUCUGGGCUAUGGAUGCCGGGGAAGCCUACCCUGCUGCAGAGGUUAUUGGAACAGAUCUUAGCCCAAUUCAACCAAGCUGGGUUCCCCCCAAUGUGAGCUUUCAGAUUGACGACGCAGAAUCGGAUUGGACUUUUGGAAGUAACUCAUUCGAUUUAAUUCAUAUUCGCCAUUUAAAUGGUGGAAUCAAGGAUUGGAGGAAACUUAUCGGGCAGGCGUUCAAGGCCCUGAAACCUGGCGGCUGGCUAGAUAUUGCGGAGUACGAAUGCUUUCUUCGGAGCGAUGACGGAUCUUUGUCCGCUGAGAGUAGCCUGUUCAAGUAUUAUGAACUCGUAAACGAAGCUGCCGAUAAAAUGGGCCAGGAGUUCAAAAUUGCUGCCUCUUUGGAUCAGUUUAUUCUAGACGCCGGUUUUGACAAAGUUCGCCACGAAGAGAUGAAAGUCCCCCUCGGAACCUGGCCGGCCGAUAAAAAGCAAAAGGAGAUAGGGGCAUUUCUCCUUCUUACCACUGAGCAUGCCUUUGAAGCCUUUGGAAUGGCUCUCCUCACUAGAGCGCUUGGAAUGGGGAUUCCAGAGGUCCAAGAAUUGAUUACGGCGGCCAAGAGGGAAUCCCGUAGUAGAAAGAUUCACCCUUACACGAACCAGCAUUUUUACUACGCGCAGAAACCCUUCGAUGAUAGUGACUCCGAGUGAUCAUGUCCGAUGGGGAAAUUGGACAUUUCAAGAUUUUCGCAUAACGGGAGGACCCUUGCAGGAUACAUACUCCAGCCCACCUUAUUCUGUUCCACCUCUUGUGUUUUCUUGGACACGUCAGUCGUACCCCUGUAGAUAAAAUUUUGUUUGGCUCUUCCCCUCUUUUGAUAGUUAUAAUUUCACAGGAUUCGAGUGAUAUCUAGUGACAGCAACUGUGACCUACCAGUAUCGCAUCUUUUGAUGAGACUGCAAUCCAGCACUACUGGUAGCAACUGCUGUGAUGCUCAGAAACAUUCGGCUAUAACUCAGUCCUCCUGCACACAACUCUCAUGCCUCCAAGUGCUCGAGGAUUAUCCUCGGAUAACCGCCAAGAAAGGCAGCGGACGGCUAAAAAUACCGUACUGCACCAGCUUAGGUUGGGUCCGUCGGCCGGUGCUCCGGUCCCUAAUAGAAUAAUCGCAGCCACACGUCACAUCUCUCGCACAAGGUAACCCAUCAUUUUGCAAUACCGUCCGAUGAUAUACCUCGAGCAACGCUCGACCACGACGUCGGUCGGCUGGCGUCAACAGACCUCGAGGGGCCGCAAUUUUCUGUGGAACCCACCGGGUCGCAAGCCAAGCCAAGCCACUGCCAGUCCGGUAGGAUACCCGAGUAGGAUACGAGCAGCAGCUGCAGUUAGCGAAUAUAGGGAAACCCGCACUCCCUUGUCUGUCCGUCUGCCGGCAAUUUCGGAGUGUGGUGUGCCGUAUUUUGCAUGACUAUGAUACAUAUGCUCGGCUGCAUGUGGGGAAUCAUUAAUAUUAGUCGGUACUGUGCUUGUGAGUUAGGGCGUGAGUGACCUGACCUGUCUGCUUAAAAGAACUGGACGAGGAGAGAUGAAGUUCAACUUAUUAUACGGUACCGCGUGACAUUGGUAGUGCAGGGAGGCGUUGGAUACGGAAGUCCGAGGAGGGGAGGAGAUGGGGCCUGCGGGGUUCCAAGACUAUGGAAUAGUGUGGCGGUGGCAAGUUGUGGUUUUCACGGCUGAGGUAUGAUACUAUAGAGGGGGCAAGAGGCGUGAUGUGUGGUUCCCGGGUUUGCGAGUGAGAGGACGUGAGUGGAGUUAUUGGAGGUGGGGAGUGUUGGAUGCGUGGGGGUUGGAGGGGGU
This is a messenger RNA of Tuber melanosporum (Perigord truffle), 2300 nucleotides long. RefSeq lists its product as uncharacterized. The record is from RefSeq and is a predicted model, not a curated record. NCBI's taxonomy places the organism in Eukaryota, Fungi, Ascomycota, Pezizomycetes, Pezizales, Tuberaceae. The coding region runs from base 98 to 1153 and encodes 351 amino acids. Gene Ontology annotation, molecular function: methyltransferase activity. The transcript has 10 exons.